Molecule: messenger RNA, 996 nt
Organism: Camelina sativa (false flax)
Lineage: Eukaryota; Viridiplantae; Streptophyta; Magnoliopsida; Brassicales; Brassicaceae
Source: RefSeq, a predicted model, not a curated record
AUGAUACAAACCGCAAAUUUUUGUGGUGUGAGUCGAAUAGAAGAAUUUGUUUGUGAAGACAGGAUUAGUGCAUUGCCCGAUGAUUUGCUCGUAAUGAUCUUGGAUCUUGUUCCGACAAAAGAUGCGGUGGCCACCAUGUUUCUGUCCAAACGAUGUGAUGAUGAUGAGCAUGAGCAUGUGGACAGUGAUGAUGAUGAGCAUGAGCAUGUGGACAGUGAUGACGAGAACGAGAAUAAGGAUCAGAAAGUGGAGGAUGAAAGCAAAAAGAGCGUCUGGUGGUUUCUUGAAAAAUCAUUGCAACUCCACAAAGCACCCGUAAUAUCCAACUUGUGUAUUAAACUCGGUCCAAGUUGUCCUACCGACGCUGAUGUCGGGAAGUUGGUUGCAAACGCUGUUGAUCGCUGGGUGCUUGAGAUGAAAUUCAAACUCCUCUGGUCCGCAGAUCCAGCCAGCUUGCCCAAGACCCUUUACUCUUGCCAAUCUCUCAUGACACUGACUCUCUCCAACAAGAUUCUCGUGGAUGUUCCUUCUUCCGCAUCCCUCCCAUAUCUCACAACUCUCAAGCUUCACUAUGUGGUCUAUAAUGACGAUGAUUCUCUUGUUAAGUUAUUAUCGAGCUGUCCUGUUCUCGAGACCCUGUUCGUUAAACGACACAAGAAGGAUGACAAUGUGACCAAGUUUAAUGUGGUAUCGCCUAGCUUAUUGUGCUUUACGUAUGAUAACCAUAGGCGCUGGCCAAAAGACAGCGAUGGUGGAGAUAGUGGUAGGUGCUUGGUCGUAGAUACUCCAGCAUUAACAUACUUUGAAACAUAUGAUACCACGGGAGACUCUUGCUCCAUCGAGAUGUCCUGUCUUGAUACUGCUAUUAUCGACACUGAUUCUUGCCCUGAUGACCAGUUUCUAAGAUCUCUUUCAUCUGUCUCGUAUCUUUGGCUCUAUUUAACUGUUGAAGCGGUAGCCCUCUCCCUCCCUCUCUUUGCUUGUGAUCUCAUUGUU